This is a messenger RNA of Dermacentor andersoni, 1002 nucleotides long. RefSeq lists its product as uncharacterized. The record is from RefSeq and is a predicted model, not a curated record. Lineage: Eukaryota; Metazoa; Arthropoda; Arachnida; Ixodida; Ixodidae.
AUGUACGUGGUCAUCGGCCUCUGUCUACUGCUGGCGGCUGUAGUCGGCGUUAUCUUGCUCACCACGUCUGGGUCGUCAUCCACCGACACAGCCGAUGAAGGUGGCGACUCUGGUCAUGACGAUUCUGGGCCCUCUUCUUAUUCGUCGAGCUCUCCAUCCUCGCCACCACGGACUGCCAAGCCGACUACUGUGGCGACCACUAAGCCCGCGCUGAUGCCUGAGCCUACUACAACUCCCAAACCUACGACGACCCCCAAACCUACGACGACCCCCAAGCCUACGACGACCCCCAAGCCUACGACGACCCCCAAGCCUACGACGACCCCCAAGCCUACGACGACCCCCAAGCCUACGACGACCCCCAAGCCUGCGACGACCCCCAAGCCUACGACGACUCCCAAGCCUACGACGACACCCAAGCCUACGACGACACCCAAGCCUACGACGACCACGCUGGGGCCAAUAGUGAAGAAAAUCCUCUGCACCGUGGGAAGGGGCGCCGUCCUGUCGGUCAUGUACCCAGGGGAGGCUCCCUGCGAAUACCUCUUCUACUGUGACGUGAUCAUCGUGAAUGACAAGAUACACGGAGCUGAAGUACAGACCAGCUGGAUCACCUUCCAGCAGAGGGCCGUUAACUACACGCGGAUUCUGCCCGGCAUUUCCUUCGACUACCGGUACGUCACUGAAUCGAAAUUGAAGUCGGCCAAUGAUCAUCUCAACGAGUUGCAGAGCAGCGGUAACAUUAAGAGCUACGGCAUUCUGAACCACCUCACGGAAGCCGAUGAAACGAACAAGGUGCAUUCACAAAAAGCCGCUUUAAAGGAACUCUCGAAAAGGACUGCACAGGACCCAGACCGCAUUACCGUCCUUGCAUUUGGAUCCAUCGACUACAGCGGAGCGAAUUACAUGAAUGGCUUCAAGAAAGAGUUCGAGAAAGUUGUCAAGUGGGUCAAUGGAUUUCUUCCACGCAAUGCGGAACUAGACUUUUUUUUAAACAUAUAA